Molecule: messenger RNA, 432 nt
Organism: Salvia splendens (bonfire salvia)
Lineage: Eukaryota; Viridiplantae; Streptophyta; Magnoliopsida; Lamiales; Lamiaceae
Product: premnaspirodiene oxygenase
Exons: 1
Coding region: 1-432 (143 amino acids)
Molecular function (GO): monooxygenase activity; iron ion binding; oxidoreductase activity, acting on paired donors, with incorporation or reduction of molecular oxygen
Source: RefSeq, a predicted model, not a curated record
AUGGCCGAGGUACAAGCUGAAGUACGACAAGCCAUGAAAGGAAACUCUAGUUUUGAACAAAACAACGUUGUUUCUAAUAUGAAAUAUCUAAAACUGGUGGAUAAAGAGAUUCUGAGGCUGCACCCUCCAGGUCCGAUGAUACCUAGAUCUAGCAAUGAGAAACAUUUGAUCAACGGAUACACCAUACUCGAUGGAGCGAUGGUGUUGGUAAAUGUACGGGCCAUGCAGAGGGACCCGAGGAAUUGGAAAGAUCCAAAGAAGUUUGAGCCCGAGAGAUUCGAGGAUAAGGCUGUGGAUUUUACGGGUGGUGAUUUUGAGUAUUUGCCGUUUGGAACUGGAAAAAGAAUGUGCCCUCGGAUGACGUUCAACUUGGCUACUGUGGAGUCGGCUCUAGCCCAGAUGCUCCAUGAGACAGAGAAGAGUCCCGACUGA